AUGGCUGAAGAUGAGGAUAGAGACGAUGAAGAUGACUCAGCCAGAAAAGGAUCUGAAACGGUAACCUUUAGUCGCCCAGUAAACAUAGCUGCCAUAUCUGAAACCUCAAUUGACUCUCAACCCAAACAGAAGCAUGAUGAGAAGGGAGAGGAAGCACACAGCUGUGAAGGCGGAGAACACUUCAGUCCUAAAGACUACCGGGCAAUGGGGGGCGCCAUAGAGCAACUUGGUUUAGAACUGCUGCAAAAUCUUCCUGUUGGUCCACAACAGCCGAAUGUCAUCCUAUCACCUCUCAGUGUAGCGUUUGCCCUCGCUCAGUCUUGCCUUAGUUUGGGUGCUCGUAAUGAAACAGAGAAGCUGCUGAUGAAGAGCCUUCAUGCUAACAGUUUGCCAUGUUAUCAUCACAUCUUGGGAGGCCUUGUGCCCCACUUUACAAAUACAUCACUGGAGGUGGCAGCACGCAUGUACCUGAAGCCAGGUUUCGAUGUGAAGCUGUCUUUUCUUGAAGAGUCUCUGGCCAGGUACCGAUCACAGCCGAGUCCUCUGGUCUCUGUCGAAGAGAUCAACCAGUGGGUGGAGAAGGCAACCAACAGUCACGUCCAGAACUUUCUGGAAAGUAUCCCACAUGAGGUGGUGCUGAUGCUUAUCAAUGCUGUGUAUUUCAAAGGUGAAUGGCAGACUCGUUUUAACCCCCAGGCAACCACUAAGGGAGUCUUCUACCUGGACGGACAAAACUUUGUGUCAGUGGACAUGAUGUCGUCUGGCCAGUACCCUGUACGUGUGAUGCAUGACCCCGAACUGAAGGCACAGGUUGCCAGUUUUCCAUUCAAGGGAAACGCUAGUUUCCUCAUUGUCAUGCCAAUAUUAGGAAGAGCAAAUGUGUCAUCAGUACUUCCCAGACUGAACAUUUCAGACCUUUACAGUCGACUUCCUCCAGAGAAAGCAAUAAUGGUCAACUUACCCAAAGUGAAGCUGCAGUAUCGCGAAGAGCUCAAGGAGGCGCUCACUAACAUGGGUCUGGGCUCACUGUUUUCAGUUCCUGAUCUCUCUGAUUCCAAUCAACCUCUGAGGGUGACAGGUGUCCGUCAUGCCAGUACUGUCGACCUCAGCGAGGAAGGUGUUGAGGCGGCCGCCACUGACAGCCGUCAUGGCCACACGCACAUCUCUCCAUCUUCUCCAUUAACCUCCCCCUUCCUCUUUGCUCUGGUUGAUGACACGUCUCUGACCCCCCUCUUUAUGGGUGUUGUCACAAACCCCGCCCCUGACAAUGACCUGAUGCUAAAAGAUGAUCCCCAUGGCAACAGCACCAUGAGCGACCAGCCUGAGGCUGCACAGUAUGAGUGA
Molecule: messenger RNA, 1344 nt
Organism: Sphaeramia orbicularis (orbiculate cardinalfish)
Lineage: Eukaryota; Metazoa; Chordata; Actinopteri; Kurtiformes; Apogonidae
Gene: serpinf2a
Product: serpin peptidase inhibitor, clade F (alpha-2 antiplasmin, pigment epithelium derived factor), member 2a
Biological process (GO): negative regulation of endopeptidase activity
Molecular function (GO): serine-type endopeptidase inhibitor activity
Source: RefSeq, a predicted model, not a curated record